Molecule: messenger RNA, 3720 nt
Organism: Mastomys coucha (southern multimammate mouse)
Lineage: Eukaryota; Metazoa; Chordata; Mammalia; Rodentia; Muridae
Gene: Ilrun
Product: inflammation and lipid regulator with UBA-like and NBR1-like domains
Exons: 5
Coding region: 225-1100 (291 amino acids)
Biological process (GO): macroautophagy
Cellular component (GO): phagophore assembly site
Molecular function (GO): ubiquitin binding
Source: RefSeq, a predicted model, not a curated record
GGGGAGCGCGAGCCCAGCAGCCGGCGAGAGAGGGAGCGAGCGGCGCGGCGCGGCGCGGCGCGCGCGGCCCAUGAGGCGGUGAGAGGCCUGGGGCCUGUCUCGGAGCAGCGCGCGCGGCUCCGGCCAGCGGCGGGCCGCCCUUCGUGGGACCGGGCCCGGGCGCGGCGGCCGCCCGUGGAGAAGCAGAUCGGGGCGGUGGAAGCUGUGCGUCCGGGCCCCCCGCCAUGGAGGGCAUGGACGUGGACCUGGAUCCCGAGCUCAUGCAGAAGUUCAGCUGCCUGGGCACCACGGACAAGGACGUGCUCAUCUCCGAGUUCCAGCGGCUACUCGGCUUCCAGCUCAACCCGGCCGGCUGCGCCUUCUUCCUGGACAUGACCAACUGGAAUUUACAAGCAGCAAUUGGCGCCUAUUAUGACUUUGAGAGCCCAAAUAUCAGUGUGCCCUCCAUGUCCUUUGUUGAAGAUGUCACCAUAGGAGAAGGGGAGUCAAUACCCCCUGAUACCCAGUUCAUAAAAACAUGGCGGAUCCAGAAUUCUGGAGCAGAGGCAUGGCCUCCAGGGGUUUGUCUUAAAUAUGUCGGGGGAGACCAGUUUGGACAUGUGAACAUGGUGAUGGUGAGAUCACUAGAGCCCCAAGAGAUCGCAGACGUCAGUGUCCAGAUGUGCAGCCCCAGCAGAGCAGGCAUGUACCAGGGCCAGUGGCGGAUGUGCACUGCUACUGGGCUCUACUAUGGAGAUGUCAUCUGGGUGAUUCUCAGUGUGGAGGUGGGUGGACUUUUAGGAGUAACGCAGCAGCUGUCAUCUUUUGAAACGGAAUUCAACACACAGCCACAUCGCAAGGUAGAAGGAGACUUCAACCCGUUUGCCUCUCCCCAAAAGAACCGACAAUCAGAUGAAAACAGCCUAACAGACCCUGGGGGUUCCGAGUUCGACUCGAUCAGCAAAAAUACAUGGGCUCCUGUUCCUGACCAAACCGAGCAAGAUCAGGAUAGACUGUCACAGAACUCUGUAAAUCUGUCCCCCAGCAGUCACGCAAACAACUUAUCAGUAGUGACUUACAGUAAGGGGCUCCACGGGCCUUACCCCUUCGGCCAGUCUUAAACGGGUAUCAGCAAGAAGAAAAACUAACAAAAGACAGAAGGCCUGACUUUGGGGGGAGAGGGCAAGGGGUUCCUCUGGAUUGCAGACCACAUCGCACGGACCCCUGGCUCAGACCCCCACCCCCCCAAUCACGGAAGAAGAGGAAGAAAGAGACUAGCUUUGAGUGAACUCAGUAUGCAUGUGUGAAUGCUGGACUGCAGGAGUGGUGUGAGGCGACCGAGAAGAGAUCCACGCAGCCACCUUGGGUUUUGGUGAUGACGUCAGUCUAAUGAGUUGUUAGGUCACUUGGGAAGGGGAAGAAAUUUAAAUGGGGGAAAAUAAGCCAUCUUUUUAAAACAAAAAUUAUUUUACCUACAGAGAGGUUGUAGUUUUGAGCACAUGUUAGUUCCUCCCUCUUCCGGAUGUUUAUCUUCUAAGUAAGAGACAGCAUGCCACAGGACAGUGCCUGCUCAGGAAGCCUGUCACACCAAGGCUGGCAUGGCAUGUUUGGGGACUCUGCCAGGCGGGGUUGCUGUGUUCCACGGCUGCAGAGUCUGGCCCUGUUUCUUCUUAAUGGCAUCUGCAGUGAGAUAUCCCCUCCUCCUCUCUUUUCUUUAAUCUCUUGUUCAUUUACCCCUUUGAUGUUGGUGUCUGUCAGUCUUGGGGCUUCUUAGCAUCAGACUCUCUGAGGUGAGGACCUUCCUGUGUGGCCACAGAAGCCCGGGGCAUUCCAUUCUAGAGGUGUGAACACUUGUACCAGCUGGAGCGCCGCGGCCUGUCUUCCCUGGCUCUCGCUCUGUGCUGCUUGCACACCGGGUUGUAGGGCGUCAGCAAGAGUGAACUGUCUCCUGCUUCUCUUGUCACACAGCUCCCCUCCCUGGGUCUCCCCCACAUGUCCUGUGGCUCCAGCCAUUACAGAAUGAAGGUACAGCCCCAGGUGGGAGCCCCACUACUGACCACUACCUGAGAGGCCGCAGUCAGGUGGAAAUGAAAAGACCUCCUCCAGCGGGGUGGGCUGCUUAGUGUGGGUGGGUAGUUGUAGCCCAGCUGGAGUACAGGCUUCUGCCCCCUGGGCAGGUGCCCACGGUGUCCCAUGGACUCCACUCGGGUUGAAAUGUGGACCUCUCCAUGGGACUCUUAAACCAGGCUAGAACAGCUGUCUGCCAAAGAUACAAGAAUAUGCAAAGUCCCUCCUCUUAACCCCUCCUUCCCUAAGUUGGUGGCUUGAGAGCCGGGGAUGUGGAUUUGGUAUGGUUGUAGGGCCCCCUGCCUUCCUCCAGCCCCCAUGUGCUCCAGGGUUGUGAGCAGAGCAGGGAGGUCAAGCGUGAGUGGCUGUAGAAGGUCCUCUAGCGUGGGUGCGUGGGUGUGUGGUGUGUGGUGCGGGUCUGCUCUGCCUGCCUGUCUGUCUCUGUCUGUGUGUGGUGUUUGUUCCUCCUCAUCUUCUUCUGAGACUGUUGAUUUUAAACACUUGAUUUUGAAAGAAGAGCUUCUAUGAAAACCCCCACCUUUCCAUGUCCCCAAAACAAACCGACAAGGGUCCCUGGGGCAGGUGGAGGAGGCCGUGGGGAAGAUGGCGUAGCUGGGUCUCCAGGGAGGGGGGCUUCUAUGUGACCCUUACUUCUGCACCCUUGGACCCUUGAGCCAAGGGCAAUCCCUACCAGGUACCCAAGCCACAAGUCUCAGGGGGCUUUUGUCUGAGGACCUUCUUGGGGUCAGACAACUAAUGCCAGUCCCUGAGGACACUGCCACCCUAGAGCACAUGCAUGCCCAGCCAUUCUUCCUGCUUCUGGCCUUGGAGCAGUAUGUCUCCAGAUGCCCUCCUGGAACCAUGAGAGACUUCAGCCCUGCCUCAGUGGCUUUCCCAUCUGACCCCACUAGGCGCCACACUUGCUCAGUUCCUACUCUCACUGAGUGUCUUUGCUCUCCUCCUGUGCCCCUUCCUGCUUGUAGCAGCCUCACUUGGCAAAUGUAAUGGCUCAGGUACCCUGGCUUCCUCCCCAGAAACAAGCCUUGUCUGUGCACCCUGGAGAGCUGGGUCCUUCAGAAGGCCAGAGCUGGUGUAAGCCUUGACCCACUCUGCAGCCCUUAGAGCCUUCACAUGUGAGCACUAGGCCAUCUUUUGGCAGAACUCCCAUCUGGCAGCACAUGCCAAGUUUCAGGAAGAUUGGGGUGGGUGGGGUAGGUGGGUGCAGGCUUGGGAAGAAUCUGUGUGUGUGUAGGUGUGUGUGCACGUGUGCAUGCCUGUUUCUCUUUGCCAUGGAGACAACUGAAUUUGGGGCAUUUUUCUAUAAAAGCAGCCUCCUCUCCCCCCUGUAUGGACUGGCUAUAACCGUAAGCCAGGCGCUUUCACCAAGAUAGCUGGUGGCCAAGGUGGGCAGUGUGGACAUGAGCGUAAAGACCCCCAAAUUUAGCCUGAGCUCCCAGCAGGAAAAGACGAAAGAAUGGGCAGGCUCACAGGUGCAGACUGAAUGUUCUCUCCGCCUGCCCUCUUACCCCUUGUUUCCCUGGGUGAAUGUGGGGCAGCCUGCUGUCCCUCCCACCUGCGCAGUCAUGGCUGUCUGGUGGGGCCUCGUGGUGCCUAGGAAAUGAAGAUGAGGUUUUCCUUACCAUGUAAAUGAAUAUUUGUAUGAUUAAAUUAACA